CUGAAGAUUUCUUAAGGAAGUUCUCUAGAUAUUCCUCCAGGAAUUCGCACAGGCAUGUCUCCAGGCAUUCCUUCAGGAGCUUCGCUAGGCAAUCCUCUAGGGAUCGCUCUAGGAUUUCCUCCAGGAAUUCUUAAAGGAAUACCUCCAGGAGUUCCUCCAGCGAUUUCCAUAGGGAUUCCUCCAGGAAUUCAUCAAGGCAUUUCUUCAGGAAAUAACUCUGGGGCUCCUCCAGGAAUACCUUUAAGAAUCCCACCAAGAAUUACCCUAGGAACUCCUGCAGAAAUUAAUCCAGUAAAUCGUACAGAAAUUACAACGGCAAUUUAUCCAGAAAUUUCUCCAGGAAAUCAUCCUCCCGGAGUUUAUACACGCAUUAUUCCAAUAAUCCAGGGAUUCCUCAAAGGAUUCCUAAAGAGAUUUCUCCAGGAAUUGUACACUGUUAUGAAACGGUGGAAAACUCUUAAAAAAAAUUAAACCAUAAAUAAAAUUUGUUUCAAACUGUUUAUUUCGCAGGUAAAAAGCAUAGACGUUCUGUUCUAUUAUGUUCUAUACAUACACGAUGUUCUAUUGUAUAUACAACUGACUUUGCAUACCCUUUGUAGUCGAUGAAAUAUUAGAACGAUCGACAUGUUUUUUGCACGGUUCAAUUCGACUUCAUGGUGGCUAUGUUUAGAUGUAGAAAAAGUUGGGAAAAUAAACAACAUGAUAUAUUCUAUUUUAAUCCUAUUUAAAAAAAAAUGUGACAUUACUGUGAAAUAUGCAUGAGAUGCGAAGAAUUUCAAAAAAAAUAAUAAUAAUAUUAAAUGCGGUAGAUAACUGUAAAAAAAAAUAAUCCAGCACAUUUAAAAUGGGCAAUACAAGGUUUGCCGGGUCAGCUAGUAUAUAUAUAAAAAUGCAGUGGCAUACGUGGGACCGCGCAUAACUUACGAACGGAUGGUUCGAUUUGGGUCGUCUAAGUUUUGUUCUGUUAGUUUUCACCCAAGGAAGGUUUAUGAGGCCAAAAACAUGGGAAAAAUGAGAGUUUUUGAAAAUCGGGUGUUCAUACAUUUUAAACGGGGACUUGGGCGCUUGGCUAGGGACAUGCAACGUCAAAAAACGCAGUAGACAAGACAAAGUUUGCCGGGGACAAACUAGUUAUAUAUAAAUCAAUAAAAUAUAAAUAAAACAUUUUAAAAAAGUAAAAAAUUAAAAUAAAAAAAAAAUCUAAAAUUCAAAUAUUCAAAAACUUUUCUCAAAUUCGUUAGUUUUUUUGAUUUUUUUUGUAACACAUCAAAAAUAUCAAAAGCAACUUAUUAAAAAAAAAAUAAUAAAAAAAACAAACACUCGUAAAAUCUACCAAUUUGUCAAAAUCAGUUCGAAUCAAUAAAAUUAUAAAAAUAUAUAACAAAAUAUAAAAAAGCAGAAUAAAUUCACAAUAAACAAAAUAAACAAAUUCAAAGGAAACCAACGAAACAAGCAAAAUCACUACAUUAACAAAAUCGACCGAGUUUUCACAUAAACUAAGUUAUCAAUAUCAAAUUUGCUGAGUCUAGCAAAUUAACAACUUCAACUUAAAAAAAAAGUCCAAAUUGGUGAUUGGCAAGAUUCAGCGGAAUCAAAACGAAUCAGCUGGGGAACCCCUGACCUAUCAGACACGGUUUGCUUUCUUGCUCGAGACAAGAUCCACGUGCCAUGCUGCUGCUUGCACUGUGUAAUCACACUCCUAACUGUCGGGAGCCCCAUGCUGCUAUUAGCUUAGCACUGGAACUGGAAGUGAGUGACCACGCCACCAUCCGACCGUCGUGUGUGAUAAGAUUCGCUCCAGUUUCUCUUCGGCCUGAAUACUCUCAUCUCACAGCUCAAUUCUGAUGAUAAGCGCACAUCGGAGAGAUGCAACCACGAUAGAUAGAGAGAGUGAGAGUAGGAUCCUGUCGCCGUGGUCCAAGCCCAGCAUCCAACAUCGCCACGGGCCUAGUCCUUCAGUUUGCGGAACCAUUCCGUGCUGGAAUGACACACACGUACGAGAAGUCGACGACGACGACGGUUGAUGAUUGUUGAUUCGCGUGUCGCGUGUCCGGAUACCUAAUUGGUGGCGGUUGUGAUUGUGUGGUGCAGUUGCAUCUAUCCAGCUAGCAAGGACAACAGGCCAGCAAGCAGAUGAGACAACGAGCUCCUUCACUAUCCUUGCAGGACUUAAACCUUCGAGAGGAGGAAGGGCAACCGUAGAAAGUUACCCCGUUGUUGUUGUUGCUGUCGGAGGAGUAGAGUGCUGAAUGGACGAGGGUCAUCAGCAGGACCAAGGCUUGGAUUUAGUUCAGUGGCAAGAAGAUUGUUUCGUGCAGUUUUGGGAUUUUACUAUCUGCGGGCGACGGGCGACGGGAGAGGUUAUUGUGCUGCUGGUGGUUGGCGAAGAGAAGUGCGGAGUGUGAUAAUCCCCCGAAAGUCGGUGCAAGUUCAUCAGGAUUAAUCUUGAAUAAAUAAUUAUCGGGCAGGUUGUUGCGGGGCCGGCUGUGCGGUGCGGUGCGGGCAGUACCAGUCAGUGGAAGAAGACUUCGAACGACGACGACGAGCCAGUCAGAACCGCGUCCGAGUGGGAUUCGGUCCGGGUUUUUCCGGGUGAAGUGAAGUGAAGUGAUCGUUGCGUUGCCGGUUGUAGGAUUUCGGGUGUGGUUCCCGUGAAUUGUGAUUAGAGAGAUUAGAAACGGUGGUGGAAGGAUUUUCCCGCAAAAAGGAUAACGAUGUUCGGGGUACGCUUUGUGGUAUGCUGGGUGGCUGCUUUGGUGGCCGUUGGAUACGUGCAGUCGGCUCUUCCGGUGUCGCAGCUCGGACGGGCAAGUAGUAAAGAAACCAACUGUUCGGACGAUAAGUUUCGCUGCAAAAGUGGUCGCUGCAUCCCGAAGCACUGGCAGUGCGAUGGCGAGAACGACUGCUCCGACGGGUCCGACGAGGAUUCGGAAAAGUGCCUCAAUAAGACCUGCCCGUCCAAUGAGGUCAUGUGUAAAAGCGGUGACCGGUGCAUUCCGCGGGGCUGGCUCUGCGAUCGGGAACUGGACUGUCCCGAUGGAUCCGACGAGAGGGAUUGCAAUGAAACCUGCAGAUCGGACGAGUUUACUUGUGCCAACGGACGGUGUAUCCAGAAGCGGUGGCAGUGUGACCGAGAUGACGACUGCGGCGACAACAGCGACGAGAAGGGUUGCCAGGCGACGACGUGCGAUCCACUGAAGCAGUUUGCCUGCUCGGAGAACUACUGCAUCACGUCCAAGUGGCGCUGCGAUGGGGAACCGGAUUGUCCGGAUGGAUCGGAUGAGAGGGGCUGCACAAACCCAACGCCCCCGACGGUAAAUCCCUGCCUCUCGCUGGAGUACCAGUGCUCGGACCGUAUCACCUGCAUCCACAAAAGCUGGAUCUGCGACGGGGAGAAGGAUUGCCCCCAGGGUGACGACGAGAUGCCCCCGAUCUGCCAGAACGUAACCUGUCGACCGGAUCAGUUCCAGUGCAAAAAGGACAAAACCUGCAUCAACGGCCAUUUCCACUGCAACGGCAGGCCGGAGUGUUCCGAUGGGAGCGAUGAGGUCGAUUGCGCAGAGCGUCCCGCCGUCAAGUGUAACCCGAAGACGGAGUUCGACUGCGGCGGUGGAAUGUGCAUUCCCUUGUCGAAGGUUUGCGACAAGAAGCCGGAUUGCCCGGAGUUCCAGGACGAGCCAAAUGACAAGUGCGGAAAGAAUGAGUGUCUGGAGAAUAACGGAGGUUGUUCGCACCUGUGCGUGGAUACACCUGCUGGAUUCUACUGCGAUUGUAAACCAGGUUUCAAACUAAUCGGGAACCGAACCUGCGAGGACAUUGACGAGUGCGCCGAGCCCGGAUCGUGUUCGCAAAAGUGUACCAACGAGAUCGGUACGUUCAAGUGCGAAUGCAUGACCGGUUACCUGCGGGAUCCCCGCGACCAUACCAAGUGUAAGGCCACCGAGGGUCAUGCUUCGUUGCUGUUUGCCCGGCGGCACGACAUCCGAAAGAUUUCGUUGGAUCACCGCGAGAUGACGUCGAUCGUGAACGACACCAAAUCGGCGACGGCACUGGACUUUGUGUUCCGCACCGGAAUGAUCUACUGGAGCGACGUUUCCGAGCAGCGGAUCUACAAGGCCCCGAUCGACGAGGGUUCGGACAAAACGGUAGUGGUUAAGGAUCAAACCGUCACCUCGGACGGGUUGGCCGUGGAUUGGAUCUACAACCACAUCUACUUUACCGACAUCAAGAAGGCCACGAUCGAGCUGACCAACUUCGACGGCAAUAUGGGCAAGGUGCUGAUCAAGGACGAUCUGGAGAUUCCGCGAGCGAUCGCGCUGGAUCCCAUUGAUGGCUGGAUGUACUGGACUGACUGGGGAACCACACCGCGGAUUGAACGUGCUGGAAUGGACGGCACCCAUCGGCAGGUGAUCGUGACGUACGAAGUGAAAUGGCCCAACGGUAUCACGCUGGAUCUAGUGCGGAAGCGUGUCUACUGGGUCGAUGCCAAACUGAACACCAUCUCGUCGUGCGACUACGAUGGAUCCCAGCGGACGGUGGUCCUCUACUCGGCCGACUUCCUGCGGCAUCCGUUCUCGAUCACCACCUUCGAAGACUACGUCUACUGGACCGACUGGGACAAGGAAGCCGUCUUCAAGGCGAACAAAUUCAACGGCAAGGAUAUCGAACCGGUGACGGCAAUGCACAUGCUCCAGCACCCGAUGACAAUCCACGUGUACCACCCGUACCGUCAACCGGACGGUACCAACCACUGUCAGGCCGUCAAUGGGCACUGCUCACAUCUCUGUUUGCCGGCGCCACAGAUCAACGGCCGUAGUCCGAAGAUUUCCUGCGCGUGCCCGACCGGGCUCAAGCUGAUGGACGACGGCCUGAUGUGCGUCGAAGACGAAACUGUCACUACAGCGAGGGGUCCCACAACGUCGCAUGCUUCCAGUUCGCGUCCCUCGAAGAGCAAUGACACUAGCAGCAGCCGCAUCAGCAGCGGUAAAGACAUCGAACAUCAUCCUGGUAAUAUUUACGAUGGCAACAAAAGUAUCAUUGUCUCCACGGGCAAAAGUAUAGCAUUGGAUGCGUCAUCGUCUGCGACAUCGCAUGUGGACAAUAACUCUUCUACAUCCGCACCGCCAUCGACGCACCCCUCGUUCGCUAACAGUUUGCACAUAGCGGCCAUCUGCACCAAUCUAACCCGCAUCGAAGCGUUGAUCGCCAGUCUAAAAUCCAUCAAGACGGUCAACAAAACCGUCCUUCAUCGAUCCUAUUUCAACCGGCGACGAUUGCCAGCUCCUGUGGUAACCACUCAGGGACCCCCCGACGACGAUCUAGUUUUAUCGACUGAACCGACGACAACGACAACCGCAGGGGACCAUGACUACAGUGAACAUUCGACGCAGGCCCCUCAGAACGGGACCACGACUGACAAUCCGGUUGACCGAGACUACUACAACAGCGACCACAGCGAGGAAACCGUCGAGUACAGCUACUGGGAGUACCGGAAGCGGUUCAAUAUGCUGGAGACGCUGUUUAUGGACAAGGUCGUUGACAUCGGGGGUCCCGAUGGGGGCAACCAGGCCAUUUAUGGCAACGAGCUGCACGCGUCGUACGAGUACGUACGGUGGCUCUGCCGGAAGUACCAAGCUACCAUGCGGAAUGGUACCGAUGGAACCAUCAUCAAACCGGACGUGAUGGAACCGGACAACGGAGUGGUGGCCAUAUAUGCGAUCGUGUUGGUAUCGCUUGUCAUGAUACUGUUGGCUCUGGGUGUGUUCCUUUUCUACCGGCACCUCCAGCACCGGAAUACCACCUCGAUGAACUUCGACAAUCCGGUCUACCGGAAAACCACCGAGGACCAGUUCAGCCUGGAGAAGAACCUACCGAGCCGCAUGUACCCGAGCACCGUCGGCGAAGAGGCCCAAGAACCGCUGAACAGACCCUCCACCAACGAUUUCGUCUAGCUGUCUGCUAACACGCGCGCAGCAUAAUGCUGCUGCGUGCACACCAAACUCCUCAAUCGAUUCGAACUGAACAACCGCCCAACCCAAGAACGAUAAAAAGACAACCACCACCCUUCCGAAUAGAUCAACCAUCAACACAUCGCGGAGACCGAAAUCGUGCGCAGCAGCACCACAAUAUCGCCCGAUGGCACGCACACAUGCGUGAAGAUAAAUGCCGUCGAAUGUUGUAGUGGUGCGCGCGUGAGUACUGUGAGCGCGGAAACCUAGAACCAUCCUUAAGUUACUUAAACUUAAACAGAGAGAGAGAGCGAGAAAGCGAAAAGAGAAGAGUGCGUGCGGGAGAAUUCAAGUGACAGCUAGACACACAAACACUCACACACACCCAUAUACAUGCAUCCGCGUAAUAGGAACAAUUUCUUGUGUUUUCUGUUUUCGAUAGUGCAGCUCCAAUAUGUUUUCUAUUUAACACACAGUUAUACAGUUUAGUUUAGCUUGCAAUUGCAAAAUUUAUUACUUCAACUAGGGGUAAGUUCAAGUCCAAGUAUGGUAAGAGUAGCUCAAAUUGUAUAGGAAAAACGGCAAGAAUUCAGACGUUCAGUAGCGUCUAUUGCUUUAAGUUUAUUUUUCCUUUUUUUAUUAAGAUAAUAAUACCUUAAUGGUGGAAAAGUUUACGGUCAAACCGAACCCUAUUGUGUAACGCAGCUUGUCUUUUUGUUGACUUUUCUUACUGGAAACGGAUGUAUGCUAACUUUUUACGUGUGUUUAUCGAUAUCAAUUAUUAGAACAAGUCGUCCAUCUUUGUUGCUCCGUUAAAUUAUUCUAAAAAAGUAUAAAAAAAGAAAAAGUGAAACUGUGCAAAUCUAUUCGGCCUUAGUCGCAUAGUAGGCUAUGAGGGAACGUAAAAUUUGUAUUGUAAAAAAAAACAGAAAAUCAAUCGCUAGAAAAAAUAAUAAAGUGUUUAUCUAGACUAAAACAAACCUAACCUUACGACAGCUAACAAAAUGGUGUAGAUAUUUUUUUUUUCGUUGAGAGAAAUUUUAAAUGAAAACAAAACGGGAAGAGUGUGUUGGAGAAUGUCAAAACAAAAAAAAACUAUUCCAGCGAACAGUAGUGGACAGGAAAUGUGUAAUUUUAGUAGAUAACUAGGAAAUCCCUUUCUUCCUUAACAUGAGAUACUCCUAGCAAGCAGCAACGUCUUUCUGACACUAUUGGUAGCACCCUUUCAGGCUGGUUUAGGUACAGCAACUUGAUUUCGCCAACUGCGAUGAAAAUUAGCAGCCCAUUGACUGUUCAUGCUGUGACGGCACCUUUUAUUUUUUUUACCAAAAAAAAAAAUAAUUGAGUCAUCUGUUGUGAUAGAUCAUGGUCGAUUCUGCCCUCUUUUUGAGUUUUUUAAGACAACACAUCUAUUGUUUGCACUAUAAAUUUUCAUAAAAUUUUUUGAAAACUUUUUCAUAUUUUUGUUUACAAACAUUGUGCGAACUGAACAUCUUUUAAAAUGAACAUUUCUACAAGAAUUUAUAAGAAGAUUCAUUCAAAAAGGUGUUCAACAGCAAUAGAGAAAAAUAGAAGAUUUUACAAAAAAAAAAGAUAAAAAAAGAUGUUUAAUCCAACGAGACAGGUCUAUUGCUCAGAAAAAAAAAACAUAAUUUUGUAUGAUUCGUGAUAACGGCGUAAAAGUCAUCACUUGCCAGGUGUGGAGCUUGCUGUAUUUGAGCGUAUGUACUAGUGAAUGCAAACGGUUUGAUUCUUUUCGGCAAUUCCUAGAGAGAUUUGGUCCAUUUUACCCCGAUUUCUCUCAUAUAUUUGAAUAUUUUACAUGUUCGUCUGCUCGGAGUUAAACUCAGUUGGAAAAUUAUGAUAAAUUUCAGGUAAAAUUGUUUGAAGGAUCAAAAAAAAGAUUUUAGAAAACCACGCGGCCCUCUGAACUGAAGCUUUGCUUAUUUUACCCCGAGUUUCCCUAUCUCGAAAUCUUUCAGUGAUAAUGUCAGAAACAAUGUCGAUAAAACAGAAUAAACAACAUCAGGAUUAACUUGAAAGAUCUUAAAUCUCGGCACUGUGUACUAGGGCAAACAACUUUUAUUCGAUUCUUUCUCAUUUUCUUUUUCUUAAUCGUUUCUACUUUAUCGACCUAGUGAUACUCCAAGCAGCCAUAUGCGUUAACUAUUCAAACCAAGACUCACAUCUUGCAAAUCGGAGCAAAAUGCACAAUAUCUCUGAUCAAAUAGUAGUGCGGUGUCUCACAAAGCUGCCAUUCGAUCCUCUGAAUCAUUUGAAUUGAAGACCAUCCUACUUCAUCGAUCACGUAACACUCCAAGCGGAAUCGUGGAAAAAAUACAUUCAGAAAAUGUCGAAAUUUGGCAUUGCAUUAUACCAAACCGUUUCCAUAAGAAUAUCUGGACAGUUAUACUUUGGGCUGGUUCUGCUUUAUCGACACUCAGAUUACACUCCGGGCAGCUUCACGCACAUUUAGUAGAAUAAGCUUACGUAAAAAAUUCAAAGCAUCGAAUGAAAAAUACACUUUCAUUCAAAUCUUUUUCGUUCCUUUUUUGUUGCAAGAUUUGUUCUACUUUAUCGACCAUAAUCCGCAUUGAAAAGCAAUACAUAAAAAUAUGCAAAGAAAUAGGGAAAUCAGAGCAAAAUGCACGAUAUUACAGAUCAAAGAGUCAUGUUGUAUCUCACAGUGCUGUUAUUUGAUCACCUGUUCCAUUUUAAUUUAAAACAUUCUACUUAAUCGAUCACGUUACACUUCAAGCAGAAUUAUAGGAAAAUGGCAGAUAGUGUGAAAAAAUGGACAUUGUACACUGCAGUUUCCAUUAAUUUACUGCUUUGCUUUGUAAUGGUUCUACUUUAUCGAUCACGUUACACUCUUAGCAGCUACACUUAAAAAUCGAUGGCGUAAUCAGCUCAGAUUUGCGUUCAACAAAUACGGAUAAUCGACAGAAACUGCCAUAGAUUUUUUUCAAAUGAUUUUUUUACUCAUUUUACCCCAAUUUCUUUUUUUCACAUUUGAAUCUUUCUAAUGCCCGUCUGCUCGAUGCGAAUCCUAACUAAAAUAUUGUAGGCACCAUCAUUUUUGAAAAAUAUGUUCGGAAGAUCUUAUAAAAUUGGUUUGGGUAACCGGAGUUUUGCUCAUUUUACCCCAUUUUUCUCGAAUAUUGGAGCACGUAGUUUCCUGCUCGACGUCAAAAGAAGUCGAUAAAGUAGUAAGGUAAAAAAACAUUAAAUUGAGACAGAACAGAAUACUUCAGGUUGAUUAUUUCUACAUUUUUACAAAAUCUCUACUACUUUACCGACUACGUUAGAUUCCAAGCAGAAAUAUAUUCAAAACAUAAGAAAAAUCAAGAAAAAAUGGGCAAUAUUUCAGUAUAGAGAGCCUUGCAGAGCACUAAACCAUGUACGUUCUAUUAUCUAUAAAAUUAUGCUUUGGAAUGAUUCUGCUUUAUCGGCCAUGUUUCACUCUGAGCUAAUAUACGUACGUACAUUCAAAGAAACCCUAGAGAACUAGGUGUCAAACAGGCAAUAUCUCAGCUUUAAGAGCUGUGUGAUGCUCUAAACAGCAUGCAUAAAAUUAUUAAAAAGAUUCUCAAAAACCCUACUUUAUCGACUACGUUUUAUUCAUAGUAGGGCUACAUGAAAAAUAAUUAGAAAUGUGGGAGAAAUCGGGUAAAAAUUGACAAUUUGAACAUUUUGACAUAACUGUAAGCCAAUUCGCAUAAUUAGUUAUGUUACCGAUGCGCCGUUAUCACAAAUCAUGCGAGAAAUGGUCUGCUAGACCAUGUUCUUGCUCCCUAAGACUCAGAUUCAAUCCAUUUCCCAAAUUCUCAAAAAGGUAGAAAAAAGUUAAUACUUAGCAGCUUUUCCAGCAGUUUUCACUCAAUUUUCGAAAAAGAAUAAACAUAAAUAUAGAAAACAGAAAUAGCCAUUUCACAUUUACAAAAUCCAUUGCUCAGAGAGAUGAAAAUAUUUUGCUCAAAACGUAACCAGAAAAACAAAACCGUUUUUGUUGGUAUAUAAGAGAAGCUAGAGAACUCGUUCCCCGCAGCCGUUUACUGCAUUCUAGGAAAAUAUUGACUAUGAUUAUCCGAAAUCCUUCCAGCAAAAAAGCAAAUCCUUGCCAAACGAGAUUUAAUUGAUGUUGAACCUAUACCAUUACGUUUUUUCGCGUUGAUCCGUCUCUUAGCAACCAGAUCGAGCGAAGCGAGAGAGAGAGAAAACCUAAUGUAAACAAACGAAUUUCUUUCCUUCCAGAACAAAAAAAAAUACACACUCACACAACAAAAAAAACUAAAUCCUAAAAACAAAACUAAUUAGAACUUUUUAGAGCUAUUUUUAAAACGAAGAAUGCAAGGGCAACAAACAAAAAAAAAACACUAAAAAAAUGGAACACUCCUGCCAAAUUGAGAAAAGAAUUAAGGAAAAAACAAACGCGGCAGCCGAGAGAACGAACGCCAAAAAUCGCCAAAAUCGUUCAGGAGAAGUAGGCGCUGGAAAACUAUGCGAGCAGCAAACGGAGCGACUUUUUCCCAGCAGAGAGAGAGAGAGAGAGAGAGAGAGAGAGAGAGAGAGAGAGAGAGAGAGAGAGAGAGAGAGAGAGAGAGAGAGAGAGAGUAUCCCAUUUAACGAUUAAAUUAACUAUUGAAAUUACAAACAAAAUAAAAUAGAAAACAGCAAAAAAAAACAAAAAACGAGAUUUAUGACUUUCACUACCGUAAGCUCAUCUAGAUUGUAUCAGAUUAUCGAACUCACAUAAACUAACAAAACAAAAAAUCAUCACACAAAAUCAACAACAACAACAAACCACCACAAACAAAAAUCGAAACAUUUUGCUAACUGUGUACAUAAAACAAGUUGAUUCAUCUGAAUAAGAGAGUGGCGGAGAGAGGCGAGUGAAAAACAAAAAAAAAAAACAGAGAAACAUCCUAACUAACUUAACUGAACUCUCGAGGUGAACAGAGAGAUAAACAAUUAGAGUUUAGCUAAAUUCAAAACUUUACGAAUACGAGGUUCCACAGAAGGAGGCACAAUUACAUACAGAUCCCCCGUUAAAAAUGGCCGUCAAAUUCAAAAUCGCGGUAUAUUUUGAGGGAGGGACUGCAAUCACUCGCAAUGUUUAUUAUCUUUUUGUACAUACUGGAAACGAUAAUGAAGUAAGCGGGGGCCCUACGUCAACAAGAACAUGAUUGCGAAGAAUUAAAAAAAAAAAGAUGGGAAAGUAAUACAACACAACACACAUUUAGUUUAAAGCAUACACAUUGUAACAGCAUCAAGUGGAAACCAAGGUAAAGAAGUAAAAUAAAAACAGAAUGAGUAAUAUAAUGUA
Messenger RNA from Aedes albopictus (Asian tiger mosquito), 11274 nucleotides. RefSeq names its product low-density lipoprotein receptor (gene LpR1). Bases 2715 to 5951 code for a protein of 1078 amino acids. Lineage: Eukaryota; Metazoa; Arthropoda; Insecta; Diptera; Culicidae. Gene Ontology annotation, molecular function: calcium ion binding; protein binding; hormone binding. Gene Ontology annotation, cellular component: plasma membrane; signaling receptor complex; apical plasma membrane. Gene Ontology annotation, biological process: receptor-mediated endocytosis. The transcript has 17 exons. The record is from RefSeq and is a predicted model, not a curated record.